AACACUAAUUUCGACACAUUCGUGGCCGGAUUGCCAGAGUAGCAUGAGUCUACCCGCAAGUCACUCUGGAGAAGAACCAUCCACCCUCCACCCUGUCCGGGCGUGGGUGUUGUGGUCUGAUCUAUGGCCGAAGAAAGUACAGUACAGGCUCCUCACCCUCUCUUCACGUUGCACAGACAGAGAGGGGCCAGAAACGAUUCUUACCUAGAUUGUGAAGACCUGCACGUAGUCAAGGUGGCAAAUCUCGAAAGAGGCCCUCAUGCGGUUGUUACCAAGCUCUGUUCUUGUCCAGCACCUCAAGUCUUGGAGCUAUACAUUGUGAAGCUACUUUGAUCUGGCUAUUCGAGCCCGCUCAGGCUCCACAGCCCGUCGGGCUUUGCGGCAUGUUAGUUGGGGCGAAGUUCAAAGUAAAAACCUGCUGUAGUGUAGUGUGACCGUCUUCCGAUUUCGAACGUGGUUUUUGGGUUGUGGGAGGAAUUUGCCAGCUGAAGAUGUUUGUGUGUGGCGUGUCAAUCCAGUGAAUUCGAGCACAAGAGGCUUCCAUGUGUGCGAAUUCAAGAUGAUUCUGAUAUCAGAUCGUCUGCCAUUUGCCAUUUACAAAUUGCCAACCCAGCUCAUUCCACUGUAAUUUGACAAGGCUUGAGCAAGGCAAGGCUGUUUGGCUCGAUGAACCAGUAUAACCGACGGUGUCCAGAGUGAAGAUGGAUGCAACACUCUGCGGCACUGCAAAAUCUCGCACAUUUAUAUUUGUCCCAAAAGACGGUUCAGAAAUCAUGAUACAUGAAGAAGCAGAGAAAACUGAGGAAGAUGCAGUACACCUCAACCGCAAGAAAUGUCCGUCGAGAAGCCGUCAUCCCGUACGACCAACCGUACCUUCAGCUCUGGCCCAGAUCAAGAGUCGAGAGUCGAGUCUCUGCAUGGAAGACAGUUCAUCUGAGGCUGAAGAAUCUCCCGUGCGUUCGACCUCGAACCCAUGGGCGAUGUGGGUCGUAAGAGAGAAGAAUGCGAGGGCAGCAGGUACCGGCAAUCACCACACAGGCGUUCGAAAAUCAAUGAGUGCCUGACGGUACGAUCUCGAGUUUGUGCCGGUGGAAUCUCAAAGACCGGGUAUAUUGUUCAAAUGUGGUCGGCAGGUCUGAGCUGAGAGAGCCUCAGAGGGGCUGGAGUGGGUGGGGGAGGUGGACGGAGAGCAGGAGAGAUGGAAAAGAGCCCGGGGAAGCUACGUCCACGUCACGUCC
Molecule: messenger RNA, 1238 nt
Organism: Marchantia polymorpha subsp. ruderalis
Lineage: Eukaryota; Viridiplantae; Streptophyta; Marchantiopsida; Marchantiales; Marchantiaceae
Source: the annotation of a GenBank genome assembly